Molecule: messenger RNA, 2090 nt
Organism: Hyphopichia burtonii NRRL Y-1933
Lineage: Eukaryota; Fungi; Ascomycota; Pichiomycetes; Serinales; Debaryomycetaceae
Gene: FET31
Product: Fet31p
Exons: 1
Coding region: 97-1968 (623 amino acids)
Biological process (GO): cellular response to iron ion starvation; reductive iron assimilation
Cellular component (GO): high-affinity iron permease complex
Molecular function (GO): copper ion binding; ferroxidase activity
Source: RefSeq, a predicted model, not a curated record
AUCAUCUCCAUCCCUAGCCGUUUAUUGUUAACUUUUAGUUAGAAGGAAGUAAGAGGAAAAAACAGAAAAGGAAAAAGAAAUUAAUAUUUGGAAAGAAUGAAGUUAUCUAGUUGUAUUUUCAUUUCUUUCUUGAUUAGUUUGGUUUCUGCUACCACCCAUACUUGGUAUUAUGAAACCAGUUGGGUUGAUGCUAAUCCUGAUGGAUGUCAAGAACGUAAAGUCAUUGGGCUCAAUGGUACCUGGCCCUUACCUAACUUGAGAGUUAAAAAGGGUGAUCGUGUUCAAUUUUAUUUAACUAAUGGGUUUGACGAUCGUAAUACUUCAUUACAUUUCCACGGUUUAUUUCAAAAUGGUACUAAUCAAAUGGAUGGUCCAGAAAUGGUUACUCAAUGUCCAAUUCCUCCUGGGGAAACCAUGUUGUAUAAUUUCACUGUUCCUGAUCAAGCCGGUACUUAUUGGUACCACUCUCAUACUUCUGGUCAAUACGGUGAUGGUAUGAGAGGUGCUUUUAUUAUCGAAGAAAAAAAUCAAGAUGAUUUCCCUUAUGAAUACGAUGAAGAAGUUGUUUUAACUGUUGCUGAAUGGUAUCACGAUUUAACUGAUGUUCUUAACCCUAAGUUUUUGAAUUUGUAUAAUCCAACUGGUGCUGAACCAAUUCCACAAAAUUUGUUGUUUAACGAAACCAGAAAUGCUACUUGGAAAGUUGAACCAAAUAAAACUUAUUUCCUUCGUAUUAUUAACGUUGGUAGAUUUGUUUCUCAAUAUCUUUAUAUGGAAGAUCACGAAUUUGAAAUUAUUGAAGUUGAUGGGGUUAUGGUUGAAAAAAAUACCACUGAUUUACUUUAUCUUACCGUGGCUCAACGUGUUGGUUGUUUAGUUAAAACUAAAAAUAAUACCGAUAAAAACUAUGCGUUCAUGACUAAAAUGGAUGAUGGUAUGUUGGAUGUUAUUCCAAAAGAUUUACAAUUAAACUCCACCAAUUACAUCAUGUACGAUGAAGAUAAAGAUAAACCAGAGCAAUACUACAUCGAUGAUGUCGAAGAUUUCUUUGAUGAUUUCUACUUGAAACCUUUAUCCAAAGAAGAAUUAUUUGAUGAACCUGAUAACGUUAUCGAAGUUAGUGUUCAAAUGGAUAACUUGGGUAAUGGUAUCAAUUACGCCUUCUUCAAUAAUCUUACUUAUACUAAACCAAAGGUUCCUACUCUUGUCACCGCCAUGUCAAGUGGUGAUGACGCAAAUGAUGCUUCUGUUUAUGGUUCCAACGUUAACUCUUUUGUCUUACAAAAAGAUGACAUUGUCGAAAUCCGUCUUAAUAAUCAAGAUACCGGUAGACAUCCUUUCCACUUGCACGGUCAUGUUUUCCAAUUGAUUGAUCGUGGUGAAGGAAUUCCUGAAGGUGAAGGUGAUCCAGUUGCUUUUGAUCCAAAAAACCAUACCGACUUCCCUUCUCAUCCUCUUAUUAGAGAUACCGUCUAUGUUAAUGCUCAAUCCUACAUUGUUAUGAGAUUUAAAGCUGAUAACCCUGGUGUUUGGUUCUUCCAUUGUCACAUUGAAUGGCAUUUGGAUCAAGGUUUAGCCAUCGUCUUGGUUGAAGCUCCUUUGGAAAUGCAAAAAACUGAAAGUCAACACUUCACUGAUGAUUUCAUCAGAACUUGUAAGAAAAAUGGUAUGAAUGUUACUGGUAACGCUGCCGGUAAUUCUAAAGAUUAUUUGGAUUUAACCGGUGAAAAUGUUCAAUAUGCUCCAUUACCUGCUGGUUUCACCGCAAGAGGUAUCGUUGCUCUUGUCUUCUCCUGUAUUGCUGCUGUCUUGGGUUUGGUUGCCAUUACCGUCUACGGUCUCCAAGAUAUUAAAGACGUCGAAAAGAGAGUCGCUAGAGAUUUGGACGUUGAUAUCACCGAUGAUAACGACGUUGAAGAAAUCCACGAAUCUUCUUCCUCCGAUGCUAUCGAAAGUAAUCGUAAAUAAAUUCACUAGAGGUGAUUAUUUAUUGAUGUGAUGUUUAUUGAAUCAAAUUUGGGUUGUUGCUUGUUGGAAUUGAACCAUUUCUUAAAAGGUCAUGAAAAAUGUGUGUGUAAAUUGAAGAAACC